Molecule: messenger RNA, 5781 nt
Organism: Oryzias latipes (Japanese medaka)
Lineage: Eukaryota; Metazoa; Chordata; Actinopteri; Beloniformes; Adrianichthyidae
Gene: mansc1
Product: MANSC domain containing 1
Source: RefSeq, a predicted model, not a curated record
UAACAACCAGCUUCAGGAUUAAUAAUAAAAGACCUCAUUGAAAAAAAAGACAUGAUGAAAAACGUUUUUUCUAUAUCAAAAUGUAGUCGAUUGUUCAUGUGUGGCUUAUUAGUGACCUCCUGUGGCCGUCAGAGGAAUUACACCAAAGGCUGUGGCUGCAGAUUCACAUGCGUUACAAAGAAAAAAUAAAUACUACCAAUACUUCCAAAUAAAUUAAAAAAGACAAAGAAAGCAAAGCUUAGUAAUAUUGAUACGGAUUACAAUUAAAUUUUUUAGAGUUGCUGUGUGUCUCACCUGUGUGUCUCACCUGUCUGUGUUGCAGAAUGGCUGGAUGCCGCAGUGGACUCCUAAAUGCUCACGAUACAGCUGUCUGUGAUUGUGAUUGUUUGGAAAGAAAUCAAAAAAUAUUUAUUGUUUGUAAAUAUUCUAAAUAUAACUGAAUCUGAUUAAAGUCUUAUUGAUGCUCUAUGGGGCUUUUUGUUUAACCCCAGUUAUUUAUUUGUGUAAGUUGUGUAUUUAUUUUGUAAAUGUAUGGAGGAGCUGCUGACCUUCUAUAUUUUUGUACUAUAUUGCACUUUAAAUACAUAAAUAUAUCAACCCUAGACAUGUUUGUGUUUGGCUGAAGUUCUCCUUCUGGUUUGUGAUUUCCUGACGCCAGACUGAGAGCAGACCCCCCACCCCCACCACACAUGCUUGUUCCUGACUCUGGCACUGACUGAACAGAUUAAACAUGUGACUUGAUCAUUCUGCACUCCGCUGUCUUGCUCUGCUUCAUCCUCCUUCAUCACAGAAGAAACUGCAGCAGACAUUCAGGUUCUGGAUCUCCUUCAGCUGAGUUCUGGUUCUGAUCAGUGGUUUGCAGAUGAAAGACUUUAUACUUGUUAUUGAUUUGGACACAGGGGAGAUGAAAGCAAAGUCAUAAACUGGAAUCCAGUCUGGUGGAUGCUGCAGUUCCCGCUGAUGUCCAACAGAUGUCAGUGUUGCUCAGCGUUAAACACGAACAGGAGAAAUUAGACUUUUGGUUCCCGUUUAACUAGUCGAUGCUGCGCGCUUUCCUGUUCUUCACUGACCUACAUUAUUCCGUGGAAACACUACAUAUGAAGGCAGGUCCGGGACAGGCCAUAGGUCAUUCUUAAAACGGGUCUGCACGUUUCUGCCACUGACCUCUGAUGAGCCAAUGGUUUGCGCUGUCAUGCUCUGCCAUGGCCUCCAGGGGGCGACAGAGCUCCGAACGUGCAGGAAAAGGAAACGCAGAGGUAGAGGAACCACGUGAGGGACUCUGGCAGCAUGGCUCCCCCAGGAGGGAAAAUAAACAGACCGAAGACGGAGCUCGCGAAGAAUCUAUUCAAGCGGCGGAGGGUUCAGACCCGCGAGAAGAGGAGGAAGCACCGGGUGGUGGGGGCCGUGGUGGACCGGGGGCUCAUCACGGUGCACCACCUGAAGAAGAGAAGGUCUGAGCUCCACCCGCUGCUCCACCUGAGCUCCACCUGAGCUCAUGUCCGCUCCUCCCCCCGCAGGUCCAGUUCUAGGGCCAACAUCACGCUGUCCGGGAAGAAGAGGAGGAAGCUGCUGAAGCAGCUGCAGCACCUGCAGCAGGAGAAGGCCGCCAUGGACGUGGAAGAAGCCCCCCCUCCCCCCAGGAAGCCAGACUCCUCCUCAUCCUCUGCAGGUCCGAAGAAGAGCAGCAGGAGGAGGAGGAGGAGGAGCGGGCCUGGAUCCCAGGGAGACGUGGAGAUGGCGGACGCAGAAUGACAACAUGAAGAGCGAGCCGGCGUCGGACAGGAAGUGGGACGUGUGUGAGGAGAGUACGGAAGCCUGCUUCUGCCAAAAGCAAGGAGGACAUUUGUGACCCGAGACCCGCCUCUGCUGAGAAAGUUCUGCUGGUUCUGGUAGAAUUUUAGGAGUUGAACUCUGAGACUUUUUUGUUGUUUUCUUUUAUCAGAUUUGGUUGAAUCUAUGAGAACAGCUUAACGGCCUCAAGUCUGAUGAUGCAGAAAGUUCUGUUCUGGUACUGAAAGUUCUGUUCGGGUCCUGAAACUUAUCAGAGAAGAAGAGCGGUUCCAGGGGUUCUUCAAACUGUCUGUCCGUUUUCUACGGUUCUGAACAAUAAAUCUGUUCUGAUGGUUCAUCAAGUGGUGGAUUUGGUUUCCAUGGAGACGUUUGCAUGAAGAUGUUCCUCCUGUUCCUGAUGAUGUCAGAAAAGACCUGCUGAGGUUCUCCAGAGGGAUUUGCUGUUGGUUUUACUUCUGCGUUGGUCAGUCCAAGGCUGGUUCUGUUGGACCGGGUCGUGUUGUCAAAUAUUGAACGCGGGACAUAAAUCAUACCUGAACCUUGGUCACGUGUCGCCAGUGACCGGCUACGAUUCCAUAAAAAGUCUUAUUUUCCGGCUCCUUACGUUUGUUUUUGAAUGUUUUUUAUUUUGAUUUUAAAUCGCGUUCUGUUUGGCGCAGUGGGGCUUCCGUACUGCCUCAAGGAACGUCUCAUCUUCGAUUAUUGAUGAGCACGUGCAAGCGCGUGCGUUCUACGGCUCCAGAAAGCGCUUAUGUAAAGGUGGAGGCGGCGCGCGUGCGCUCUUCCUCCGUCUCUCCUCGCGCGCGCUCGUCCAUCCCCCGCCCCCCCUCAGAGGACAAAGACGAAAAUGGGUCAGGCGGGGAGACGCGGCAGAUUCUGCGGCAGCGAGUAGAACUGCUGUUGGACGGGUUGCUGGUUCCGACUGCAGAAACAUCGCGACUGUUCGGGUCCGGACGGAACCGUGUCGGAGGUCCUCUGCGCCCGAGUGAGCAUCUUUUUGGGAACCGAACCUGUUGAGGGAAAAGCGCAGUCCAGCGCGCGGUGGACAAUGGGAGCUCCGAACUGAACCGAACCGAGCGUGCAGGUUCAGCCUUCCUUUUGAAGGCUUCGCAUGAGAACCGGAUCGCAUCUGAUCUUCAGCUCUGCCCCCCCUUGCCUGGCUCUGCAGCCAUGGACCCCCUCCCCACCCGCAGACCCACACCAGGGCUUCAACGGUUGGCCUGCGUCCUCCUCGUAAUGUUGACCUCACUUCCUGCUUCAGCUCUGGAAUCGGAGACGUGCUUCUCCCGGCAGCACCGGGGCGCCACGAUGGCCCUGCAGCCGGCGCUGAACCGGACGGCGGUGGCGGCAAUGGACGCCCGGCUGGUGCACUCGGAGAGGGACUGCGUGCUGGCCUGCUGCUCGGAGGAGGUCCGUCCAGGCGCGCGGUGCAACAUGGUGCUGUUCAACGGAAAGAAAGCCGCCGGCGAGGAGAACUGCUUCCUGUUCCACUGCGACGGCGAGCAGGAUUGCCCACUCAUGAAGGCUCAGGACGGCAUCAACACCUACAACAUCUACAAAGGUUUGAUUCAUCCUCCAACUCCGAGACCUGUUACCAUGACGACCGUAGCAACCAACACAUUUCCUCUGACCACGACACUUCUACUGACCACAAAAGCUACACCCACAAAAAAACCCACAACUGUGACACCAACCUCCACCACACAGGCUCCCGUCACCACCACCGCACCUCCACCUGUCAUCAUCGCCACAACGUCCACAGUGACUGCACCGCCCGCAACAACCACGAAAACAACAACCACGGCAGCGUCUCUGGCCCCCACUCUCACCUCAAAACGACCAAACAAAACCAGCAGAAAGCAAAACAAAAGCACCAAGAAAGGAAAGUCCCACAGUGUCUCCGCUCAGCCACAGCCGAGCUUCACCACAACACUUCCUGUCCCAACUGAGGUUACAUUGGCGGCUCAGAGAACCAUUGACACCCCGAAGCUGCAAGCUGGAACUACAACCCCCGAAUCUACUGCCACUCCAUCUACAAGCAUUCCAGCUAAAACAGCUGCAGCUACAACCACUUCAACCACAAACCCUCCACCUACAACAACCACCACCCCUACCUCCACUACCACAGCGAGUCUCAGCACCAUGGGGUCGUCAACCACGAGGGCGACUCCAGCGGCAGGUCUCAUCAUUGUUCCAAAGGAGGCCGUACAGGCUAACCACGUCCUCCAGAACUCUAGCCCCGCCCACGGGAAAACAGCGGUAGUACAUGGAGCACUGAAGAGUGGCAUGGUGGCGUUCAUGGUUGUGGCGCUUGCUGUGGUCACGCUGGCUCUGGCGGUUGGAGGUCGUAAGGCGAUGGAGUCUUUUGACAGACGACACUACACCAGACUGGAGCUUAACGACCUGCACUACGAGGUCUGAGGAGUGUCCCGGGCCCGGGCUCUCAGAACCGGGUCCUUUGCUUGCUGUUUCAGAGGUCUUCUGAUUGGUCUGUUCUAAUGGCCUGCUCAGGCUCCGCCCACCUUUCAACAUAAGCUUGAAGCUCUUGUUCCAUUUUCCAGAAUCCAUCUGCAGUCUGGAGGCGCGGCUCAGAGCAUGGUGUGAUGUCAUUUCCUGCUCUGAGAGGAUGGCACAGAAAUGUUAAGAUGGUUAAGGGGCGGAGCUCUUACUCACUUCAGUCGUCCACUUAUGACUUAGAACAGGAAGUUCAAAUAGAAAUGCACGCUGACCUACUGAGUCAUGCUGAUAAAUGCUGAGUCACCUUUCAGCAUAGUCCAGCUUGACCUACGAACGCUGUGCUUCUCCACCCGUAUUCGUCACACGUAGUUCACAUAUUCAUGGGGAUUCACUUUACCGUUGGGUGGGGGCAGCAGGCGUGUUCUGAGCAUGCUCAGUUUGAAGAAUGGAGUUUGCUUCUGGGCUAAAACGUCGGGAUGUGAACACGUGACGUUCAGAUGUACACGGCUCUGGAGCUUCGGGGGGGGGGGGGUCGCCUUCACCGCAUCAGAGCUCCUUGCCACUCCUCCAGACUGAGCGUGCUCAGAAGGGUCCCCGCCCCCUAAAUCCACUCAGAUGAGACCUGAAUCAAAGUUUCAAUAAGAGCGCAUUUAUUUUUCGUUGGGAAAAACAGUUUUCCAUAACGAGCCAGUCAGCUGAGAUCUUUAUUAAUAAAACAAAUUCUUACAUUUAUUUAGAAAAACUGCUUUCAUGGUGGAUCUGAAGAACCGACGUCGGCUCUUGUAGGUAAAGAUGGACUCAAUGGUAGGAAGGUUUUAAGGAGCGGCAGCGGCGGGAUGGACUCGCCGCAGGACGCUGCUGAGGAAAGCAGGUGGGCUGCUUCCUGACCUCUGACCUAUCCACAUGGCGGCCGACUUCAGACGUGAAGUUUCAAUUUCCCGUCUUUACGCUUAGAGAAUUUUGACCACGGAGCAUGUUUCACUUUUGAUGAACAUUUCUAAUAAUUUCACACUAAAAGUAAAGCGUAGAUGUUUUUAUGAAACAAAACAAACUUUUAUUAAAGAGUCGUUUGUGCUUUGAAAGGGUUUGAUGACAUUAGCUGAGAAACUCCUCAGAACUGAGGAGGAGUUUUGAUCCUGUGACCUUCCUGUCUCCACACUGAGCUGAAGGUCAUCCGCCGCGCUCCUCUGUGGACCAUCGCUCACUUUGACUCCGCCUCCCCGUCUUCACCACUGGCAGCUCUGAGACCAGGAGAACCUGUGUGUGUGUGUGUGUGGGGGGGGGGGGGGGAUCUGGAAGGCCCCUCGUUCUUCGUCGGCUGAUGAAGAACAAAGCUACAGCAAUACUGUGACUGAAACUCAGGAAGGAGCUGACCUGCGUGGUUCUGCUGCCACACUGUGACGCACAGAGGCAGGACUUUCGGAGGCCUCCAGCAGGGGGCAGCAGCGGUCACGUGCUUUCACUGUACUCUGAUUACUGGAUGGUGUUUUUUGAUAUUGUUUUGUGAAGUAAAGCGUUUGCAUACGUUUGGAA